Messenger RNA from Paramuricea clavata, 405 nucleotides. The record is from the annotation of a GenBank genome assembly. Lineage: Eukaryota; Metazoa; Cnidaria; Anthozoa; Malacalcyonacea; Plexauridae.
AUGGUUAAUGAGUAUGACAAGCUUCAGGGGUUACAGCCAGAGGCAGCAGAUUGGCAUGCUAAAGUUAAUCUCUGUGAGGUAAAUAGCAACUUUUACAUGAAAUUUAGUUUGCUUCUGCAUCUGUAAUAUUUUUUAAUGCACUUUUAUUAAUUUUCAUGGAAUUCAAACAUUAAUCUUAUGCUUGUUUUCCUUUAGUUGGAAUUCUCUUCAUUUGUAAAAAACAGUUCUUCAGCUGAAUUUGGAACAAGCAAAGCAAGUAUCAAUAGGACAGGCAAGACAACAGCAGCAAAAGGAGUGCACAAUAACUACAAUGAGCAUAAAGAAUUUCACGAAAGAGAAGUUGAGGCACAUAUAUGUUGUUCUUUUACGCAGAUGAUUGGAAUGAGCAAAUUAGAUGGUAUGUAG